AAAAAACUGAUCUCAUCAGUUCCUCGUAACCGGAAAAUCAUAUUGAAACACCGCAACUCCUCCUUCCUCCUCCGCUUCUAUAGGUUUCCGUCGUCACACGUCGCAGAAUUUGAUUCGUUGACUGCUUUAACGUCCUCUCUCUCUCUCUCUCUCUCUCUCUCUCUUCGCCGCAGAUCCAUCUAUCUAUCGCGAAAGAUGAUCCGAUUAAGAACCUACGCAUGCGUCAGCUUCAUCGCCACCCUCUCAAUAAUCCACCACGCCUUCACCACCCGCGGCCAAUUCUACCCCGCCGCCGUCUACCUCUCCACCUCCAAGAUCAGUCUAAUGCUCCUCCUCAACAUGUGCCUCGUCCUCAUGCUCGCCCUCUGGCACCUCGUCAAGCUCGUCUUCCUCGGCUCCCUCCGCGAAGCCGAGGUCGAGAGGCUGAACGAGCAGGCCUGGAGAGAGCUCAUGGAGAUUCUCUUCGCCAUCACGAUCUUCCGCCAGGACUUCUCUAGUGGUUUCCUUCCUUUGGUUGUUACGCUCUUGCUGAUCAAGGCCUUGCAUUGGCUCGCUCAGAAGAGGGUUGAGUUUAUCGAGACGACUCCUAACGUCUCUAAGAUCGCUCACGUUCGUAUUGUUUCUUUCAUGGCGUUUCUUCUUGUUGUGGAUGCUCUCUUUAUGUAUAGCUCUGUGAGGCAUUUGGUUAGGUCUAGGCAGGCUUCGGUUUCUCUCUUCUUCUCUUUCGAGUAUAUGAUUUUGGCGACGACUACUGUGGCGAUUUUUGUGAAGUAUGUCUUCUUUGUUACUGAUAUGAUUAUGGAUGGUCAGUGGGAGAAGAAGCCAGUUUAUACUUUCUAUCUUGAGCUUAUCCGUGACCUGCUUCACUUGUCUAUGUACAUUUGCUUCUUCUUUGUCAUUUUCAUGAACUAUGGUGUGCCUUUGCACUUGUUGAGGGAACUCUAUGAAACCUUCAGGAACUUCCAGAUUCGUGUUUCUGAUUACCUUCGUUAUCGUAAAAUCACUUCCAAUAUGAACGACAGGUUCCCUGAUGCCACUACCGAAGAACUUACUGCAAGUGAUGCCACAUGUAUUAUAUGCCGUGAAGAAAUGACAACUGCCAAGAAGCUGAUAUGCGGGCAUCUGUUUCAUGUGCAUUGUCUUCGAUCCUGGUUGGAACGACAGCAGACAUGUCCUACUUGCAGGGCACUUGUUGUACCUCCUGAGAAUGGCACAUCUACUACAGCUGCAGGCCAACGAGGAUUACACCAAGGUUCUCAACAAGGUACUUCAAGCUCAGGUGCCCAGGGAUCUGAAACACGUUCUUCUGCUGGUGGUUCCAAUGAUAGUUUGAGCAGGCACCACGCCAGGCUUCAAGCAGCUGCUUCUGCAGCCGCCAUGUACGGGAAAUCAAUGGUUUAUCCAUCUGCAAACACGAUAGCAUGGUCGCAGCCGGGUCUAGAGAAAGCUUCAACAGAAGCACAUCAUCAUCCUUCAUCAUCAUCCUCUGACCCAACAUCUCAGCUUCCUGGUGAAAACUCUCGUGCCUAUGCAAAUAUCCCAGAGGCUAAGCUGGAAAAUAUGAAGAACUCUUUAGAGACCCAGCUCGAGGUUUUGCGAAACAGACUUCAUUUUCUGGAGAAGAGGAAAGUGGAAACCACAGGGGAAGCAGAUAACAAAGGAAAGACGGUUGUUGAUGCUUCUGUAGAUGGAGCAGAGUGAGUUGAAAAGAAAAUAGAGGGAAAGAAGAAACGAAACGAACUGAGACGAAGCAUAUAGAGAAAGGAGUUAGGCAUUGUGGUUUCUCCUCAAGAAAGACAAAAAAAAAAAAAAAGAUGUACACUGUAGUAGAUUUAAGCAGCUUGAACUGAAACUGAAAACCUAAACUUUGUUUUUCCUUUUUUUUAAUCACUGGGUUGGCAUAUUUACAGGCCAGACUCUUGUACUUCAA
Brassica oleracea var. oleracea is the source of this 1930-nucleotide messenger RNA. RefSeq names its product ERAD-associated E3 ubiquitin-protein ligase HRD1A. The transcript has 7 exons. The record is from RefSeq and is a predicted model, not a curated record. NCBI's taxonomy places the organism in Eukaryota, Viridiplantae, Streptophyta, Magnoliopsida, Brassicales, Brassicaceae. The coding region runs from base 196 to 1701 and encodes 501 amino acids.